Molecule: messenger RNA, 3289 nt
Organism: Cuculus canorus (common cuckoo)
Lineage: Eukaryota; Metazoa; Chordata; Aves; Cuculiformes; Cuculidae
Gene: OSBPL5
Product: oxysterol binding protein like 5
Exons: 22
Coding region: 509-3151 (880 amino acids)
Biological process (GO): phospholipid transport
Cellular component (GO): intracellular membrane-bounded organelle; membrane; cytosol
Molecular function (GO): sterol binding
Source: RefSeq, a predicted model, not a curated record
GAUCACAUAACCCCCUCAUGUGAUUUUGGCUUCAAAGUCUGGGUGCCUUUUAACUCUCCUAUCCUGAGACUGCGUGGACUUUCGGCAUUCCCUCUUCCGAUGGCGAUGAAGGAGGCGUGAAGCCCCGCGUAGCUUCCUGUUCUUGGUCCAGCGACGAACCGUGGGACCCGCAGGGUGGAGAAGCAGCAGCAGUGAAAUACGUGUGUCUGGGUUGAUAUUGCGCUGCAUGUAAAGUCAUGACUCCCCCGAGGGGCAGGCCGUGGCCAGGGAUGCGAUGAUUGGACUGUCCUCCUCCGUCUGGAGGAGCUCAGGGGUCUGUUUGCCAUGGGAUUGAUUUUUCACUCCGGAUGCAAAAGCGAGGCUCGAGCGCGUCGGGGCUGCACAUUGCACGGGUGCCUUUGAGCCCCGGCGCCGGGGAAGGCGUAUGGCUGGAUGCUGAGACAAAGUGCUCCUGCAGCUGGAGGGCUUCGGCGUGCCGAUCUCCCAGAAAACCCCCACAGCUCAUGCCAUGAAGGAGGAGAACUUUCUUCGUCGCAGGUUCUCCCUCUGUCCAGCCUCAUCCACCCCUCAGAAGGUUGAUCCUCGCAAGCUGACACGCAAUCUGUUCUUUGGGGCCGACAAUGACAUCUACCCACUCAGCCCAGGAAAAGACGUGGAAGGAAACAGCCCAUCAGCGCUGAGGGAUGAGAUACCACAGACUCCGAACUCUAUUAGUAAGAUCGAGUAUAAGCUUUGCAAUGGGUCUGACAAAGAGUGUGUGUCUCCCACGGCCAAAUUCACGAAGAAGGAAACACUGAAGGUACAAAAAAAAAAUUACAGACAGGAGAAGAAAAGAGCUACCAAACAACUCUUCAGUGCACUAAAGGAUCCCAGUGUAGUGAUCACAGCAGACUGGCUGAAGAUUCGUGGGACUCUGAAGAGUUGGACCAAGCUGUGGUGUGUCCUGAAACCAGGAGUGCUGCUAAUUUAUAAAACGCCAAAGAUCGGACAGUGGGUUGGGACAAUCUUGCUCCAUUCUUGUGAGCUGAUCGAGAGGCCCUCCAAAAAGGAUGGCUUCUGUUUUAAACUUUUUCAUCCUUUGGAUCAAUCAAUUUGGGCUGUAAAGGGCCCAAAGGGAGAAAAUGUUGGUUCAAUCACUCAGCCUCUUCCCAGCAGCUACUUGAUUUUCAGAGCAGCUUCUGAAUCAGAUGGUCGAUGCUGGCUGGAUGCUUUGGAACUUGCCUUGCGUUGCUCCAGCCUCUUCCGGCUCAGUGCCUCCAAGCAAGGAAAGGAUGGAGAAAUGAACUGUUCGAACGAUUCUGCGCAUGCAGGGCUCAACCACCUCUUGCACACAAGCCCUGUCUCAGACCAGGAGUUCUUCCAAUUGAAUGAAUCGGCCCUGGAGAACCACCACCAUUUGGAAAAUGAUGCUUUUUCAGACAAGUCUGAGAGAGACAACAUAGAAGAGUCAGAGAAUGAAAUGCAUGAAAACAGCCGGAAGACAAAUGAAAGUGAGAGCGAUCAGUCAGAAAUCCAUGGAGAGGUCUCUCCAGGAAGGAAAGGGACAACAUAUAUUGAACAGAUCUAUGAGGAGUUUGGGGAGACAGGUGAAUCAUCUCAAAUAGAAACUGUCUCUGAGGAGAACAAGAACCUGAUGUGGAUCCUACUGAAGCAGCUGCGGCCUGGCAUGGACCUGUCACGGGUGGUGUUGCCCACCUUCAUCCUAGAGCCGCGCUCAUUCCUUAACAAACUGUCUGAUUACUACUACCAUGCUGACCUGCUUUCCCAGGCUGUCCUUGAAGAUGAUCCAUACAGUCGAAUGAAGCAAGUUUUGAGGUGGUAUCUGUCUGGCUUCUAUAAGAAGCCAAAGGGAAUAAAAAAGCCAUAUAACCCUAUUCUGGGAGAGACGUUUCGCUGCUGUUGGUUUCACCCUCAGACAAACAGUCACACAUUUUACAUAGCAGAACAGGUCUCCCAUCAUCCACCGGUGUCAGCUUUUCAUGUCAGCAAUAGAAAGGAUGGAUUCUGCAUUACUGGCAGCAUUCUAGCUAGGUCCAAGUUUUAUGGUAACUCACUUUCUGCACUGUUGGAUGGGAAAGCAAAGCUUACGUUUCUAAACAGGGGAGAAGAUUAUAUAAUUACUAUGCCAUACGCCCACUGUAAGGGACUUUUAUAUGGUACAAUGACAAUGGAGCUUGGAGGGAAAGUUACCAUCGACUGUGAGAAAACUAACCACAGGGCAGAACUGGAAUUCAAGCUAAAGCCUUUCUUCGGUGGCAGCACAAGCAUUAAUCAAAUCUCUGGGAAGAUUAAAUCAGGAGAAGAAGUGUUAGCAAAUCUCAACGGACACUGGGAUGGGGAAGUGCAUAUAAAUGAGCUGAAAAAUGGGAACAUGGAAAUGUUCUGGAACCCGACUGGUGAAGUACGAAGACAGAGACUGAAGCGCCAUAUUGUGCUAUUUGAAGAGCAGACAGACUUUGAGUCAGAAAGGCUUUGGCAGCAUGUUAGCAGUGCAAUAAACAAAGGUGAUCAACACAAGGCGACACAAGAAAAAUUUGUGCUGGAAGAGGAACAGAGGAAUGCUGCCCGGGAGCGGAGAGAGAAUGGCACAGAAUGGAAACCACUGCUUUUCCGGCAUGAUGCCACAACUAACGAAUGGCACUACAAAUAUGAGGAUUUAAGACCUUGGGAUCCUUUGAAUGACAUUGCCCAGUUUGAGAAGAAUGGGAUUCUUCAGACCAUGGAAAGACACUUAUCCACAAAGAUGUCAAACCACAAAACAACACGCAUAAACAAUCAGAUUACACGGCACAAGAGGUCUGCCAAAGACUGCAGGCGACGCAAAACCAGUGAUCAGCCGUCCAACCACAGCCAAAACACAGAGAGCAGCUGUUCAACGCCAGAGUCUGUGCAGGAGCUCUCAGAUGAUGAUGGGUUUGAAAGCCUGUGUGCUCAGUGUGGGAAAGAAAUGACUCACCUGAAGGAAAUUCAUUCAGCUGUCUUAUCCCUACAGAAAGCCCAACAGGACAUACACAGAAACCUCAGUGCUCUGAACAAAAAGUCCUUCCACAGGAAAGUCUCUUCUGAAAGCUUCCUUCUGGACUCUCGCUGUUGGUUUCUUCUCUGCAUCUUUCUUACAUGUCAACUGUUCAUUAAUUAUGUCUUCAAAUAAAGUCACUACGUUUGGCAGCAAUAAUGAUUACUGGCUGCAGGAGGGGGGGCACUCACGCAAGGAGCCCAGCGAGGCACCAAAGCACUUUAGAACCAAUGCAGCAGAGGUGGAAGAAAGUUGAAAAACAAGGUUAAAAAG